Molecule: messenger RNA, 2734 nt
Organism: Dermacentor silvarum
Lineage: Eukaryota; Metazoa; Arthropoda; Arachnida; Ixodida; Ixodidae
Product: integrator complex subunit 15
Exons: 1
Coding region: 210-1340 (376 amino acids)
Source: RefSeq, a predicted model, not a curated record
CCUGUCUACCGGCCGAAUUCAUUGACCGGCCCAAGCCCCCAAGCAGCAGCAGUGACAAUCAAAACAACAUGGCGACGUCCAAGUGACUUGUGCAGUGAUGGUUACUAGUGCGGUUUCUUCUUGUGCGGAAAAAAAUACAGCGCAUGGGUUUCGGCUCGUUUAGAAACGCAACAGAGUCUUGGAAUUCUUCGGCGUCAAAGUAGUCCAGGAUGACGGAUGUUAGGGUUUCGCUACGGAAGAUCGAGUUUCCAACCGUUGUCUACGAAGCGCUCCGGCAGAUUCAAAAGCUGCUGGCCAACGAGGGCCGCAGUCCGACGUACGCUCACGUCGCCAAGGAGAUCGCCGAGGAGUUCGUUUUCCAAGACUACGAUCAGCGCCGAAUGACGUCUCAAGGGCACUCCUCCGCGGCGCAGCAGAUGCGCCGGCCGCGAACGCGCAAGCUGCCUGCGAUCCGCGAGCUGCAGAUCAUCGAGAUCAUAGCGAGCAGCUUUCAGAACGCCAAGUCGGAUAUGUGCCAGAAGGUCUUCUUCAUCCUGUUCCCCUCGGCCGACCCGAGUGUCAUGGACGUGCGUGUCCCGCUCCUCUCGCGUCUCGUCUCCCUCUCGAUCGCGCUCAAGAACCACAACGUCCUCAACUGCGUCGGCUUCUGGAUGCACGUCUGCGGCUGCACCUCGGAGCCGUCGCUUCACAUCGUGCGCCACGUCGUGGGCGACUACCUCAGCCUCAUCCCGAGCUCGGCCGAGAUGCUCAAGGAGCUGGCCAACAUCUCGCCCCUGUUCUGCGCCAGCCUGGCCACGUCGCUGACGCACAUGACGCCGACGAACCCGUCGCGCGACGUCGUCGACCUGCUCGCUUCCUGGGUGCGCGCGCAGCCGCUGCUCUGCUUCACGCCGAUGGAGGCCAUCCCUCCUCAGCUCUACACGCAGUGCCUGCAGACUUUCAUCCCCGGUCUGGUCGCGUGGUGCGUGCUGGCGCCGCUGAGCAAGACGGACGCGCGGACGAUCGCGGACGACGCCGAGCUCUACUCGUACCUCCACUACGCGCUGCUCGAGAUGCUGAUUCGCGCGGGCCAGGUGACACCGCGCGCUCCGAUCGUGUUUCCGUUCCUGCCGAGCCACUACGUCGUUCAGGUUGUCGAGACGCUGAAGCGGGGCCUAGCCACGGCCUCGCCUCAGGGUGCCGAACUGGCCUUGAACAGGCUCGGCCAGGUGCUGCAGGCAGCGUUCGCGUCCAAGUGCGUGCACGGUAACCUGGACGCCAUGUUUCAGACGCUGCGCCAGCUGCCUUCAAACAGACUUCUGAAGAUUGUGCUUGCCCGUUGGGACGUGAAAAAAUACUGAACGCUUCUCAUUUCGUCUGUGUCGAGUGAAGUGCUUAUUUAAGCGUAUGCUAAGGUGUUCAUUGUGGAAAUGCAGUCUGACUUACCCGUUUCUUUUUGAAGCCACAAAAACUUGCCAGUAUUCCUAUGGCUGUGCCAUGGCUGUCUUGCGUGGUGUUCAUCAUGAAAUACUGUUUGUCAUCUCAUGCAAUGCAGUGCACAACUUUUUCUCAACUAGAAGCAAUUCACAGAUACUAUGCCCCAGUCACACAAGGGCACUUUCGACCACGAUUGAUUGCGAUCGGGAUCGAGUGUCUCGAUUUGGAUUCGCUGUCUUAUGCAGCUGGCACAAAGGGCCAAUCGCUAUUGAAAUGGCUUCGUGUGACUCGGGCAUAAGAUCCGUGACAGUUGCUGGCGCUAACUUGCUGGCACUUUUGGUCACGGUGCAAUGCAAAGACUCCUCGGUUCUGUGAUUUGGUUGCCAUUAAAGAAAAGGAAACAUGUGGUGCAGGCUAAACAUCAAGCACUUUCAUUGUAACAUGACUCAUAGGUCGCACCGCUACUGUUGGACACAGAGGCAGAGGUGGGGGUUCAUUGGGGGCCACCACCUGAUCCACAUAUUGUGAUAGCUAGACUGGAACUUUGGGCAAAGUACCUAUUCUUUCCUUACCUUGCCAUUGUGCCUAUUUGAUAUUGUCUCUGCAUAACAGGUAAGGUAGUCAGUGGCGACAAUAAUCCACCUGUUCCUGUAGUUGAAGUUGGAAAUGGUCCAAGAAAAUCCAUGCCAAUUUUGGUGAAUGGCACUCCCAGUACCUGGAGACCAGGAUGUAGGAGACCAGCUGGCUUGUCGGUGGCGCUUUGCGUCUUUGGCAGUCGGGACAAGUGCGUACAUGAUGUUUAACAUCGGCUGGGAGCUUUGGAAAAUAAUACUUGCGCCGCAGUCAGGACAAUGUUCAUGUGUAGCCCAGGUGACCUGAGGUGGCCUCAUCUUGACAUGCUGUGAGAAUUUCAUUCUCCACUGACUACCUUACCCGUUAUGUGGAAACAAAAGCUACCCAGGGGGAAACAGCUGCUCGAUGUUUCAUCGGAAACGUCGUGCUUAGGCACGGUGCCUCAGCUGUCGUAAUUACUAACAGAGGAACCGUGUUCACAGACAAACUUUUAGAAGCAGUUCUCAAACUCGGCAGCACAACCCACCGGAAAAUGACAGCCUAUCAUCCCCAGACGAAUGGACUAAUGGAGCGUUUGAACAAGACACUCGCAGACAUGCUUUGCAUAUACGUCGACUUGAACCAAACAAACUGGGAUGAGAUUUUGCAUUAUGUAACCUUCGCAUAUAACACUGCUCAACAGGAAAUGACUUGUAUGACACCAUUCAGCUUGGUACACAGUCGCGAAGCCACGACAACUUUAGAU